ACUCACACACUCAAUUAAAAUGUCAGGAGGCAAGAAAAGGUACACUCUAAGCUCAAUCGGCGUGAGGCUGGGCUGCAGCAGUAGCAGCUGCCGGCGCCCCAAGAUCUCCGCCGUCUUCCAGCCGAAGCGGCGGCGGCACUCAUCCUCCAGCUCAUGGGACAACAACACCACCACCACCACCACAUUCUCCACAUCCUCAGAUGCGGAAGAGGCAGACAUCAAGAGCCUCCGCGCCGUGCAGGGGUUCGGCCGCAUCGGCGGGUCCAGCGUGGCUGUGGAGAAGGACUCCGACGACCCGUACCUCGAUUUCCGGCAGUCGAUGCUGCAGAUGAUUCUAGAAAAGGAGAUAUACUCAAAAGACGAUCUCAAACACCUCCUCAAUUGCUUCCUUCAGCUCAAUUCGCCUUACUACCAUCGCACCAUCGUCCGCGCCUUCACCGAGAUCUGGAAUGGCGUUUAUUCCCAUUCUCCUUCCUACUAGCUCUUCUCCUCACACACAAACAUUCGGUUUUCACAGCCUUUUUGACAUUAGUGCUGUCAAUUCUUGGUGAGUUGUCAAAAAUUCUGUGAAAAUUGUAAUCCUUGUGUAAUGUUAAUGGACUUGCUUUCUCUUUCUCUA
This is a messenger RNA of Salvia hispanica, 619 nucleotides long. RefSeq names its product transcription repressor OFP8-like. The record is from RefSeq and is a predicted model, not a curated record. NCBI's taxonomy places the organism in Eukaryota, Viridiplantae, Streptophyta, Magnoliopsida, Lamiales, Lamiaceae. Gene Ontology annotation, biological process: negative regulation of DNA-templated transcription.